Cajanus cajan (pigeon pea) is the source of this 1604-nucleotide messenger RNA. RefSeq names its product UDP-glycosyltransferase 73D1. The record is from RefSeq and is a predicted model, not a curated record. Gene Ontology annotation, molecular function: UDP-glucosyltransferase activity. NCBI's taxonomy places the organism in Eukaryota, Viridiplantae, Streptophyta, Magnoliopsida, Fabales, Fabaceae.
GACUUAACCGACCCAAUGCCAUGUGAUGAGUUUUAUUUACACCAAAUGUAAGGGACCAAACCCAACACAACAUAGCGUCUCCCAAACCAACAUGUCCUCUCACCACUUUGUGUUGGUUCCACUAUUCGCCCAAGGCCACAUGAUCCCCAUGAUAGACAUGGCAAAGAUCUUGGCUCAACAAGGUGUGAUGGUGACUUUGCUCAGCACUCCUCAAAACGCCUCAAGGUUCGACCAAACAAUUCGUAGAGCAUCACAAUCUGGCCUUCCAAUCCACCUCUUGCAACUCCCAUUCCCAUGCCAACAAGUAGGCCUUCCCUUAGGCUGCGAGAAUCUCGACACUUUGCCAUCAAGAACCCUCCUCAGAAGAUUCUACAAUGCCCUUGACAUGCUUCAAGAGCCCUUGGAACACUUCCUCCAACACCAUGCUUCUCCACCAACCUGCAUUAUAUCAGACAAGUGCCUCUCUUGGACUUCCACCACAGCCUCCAAGUUCAACAUUCCAAGGCUUGUCUUCCACGGGAUGUCUUGCUUCUCAUUGCUCAGCUCCCACAACAUCAAACUCACUAAUGCUCAUCUUUCUGUCAACUCUGACUCACAACCUUUUCUCAUACCUGGCCUGCCCCAAAGGGUUGAGAUCACAAGAGCACAGCUUCCUGGGGCGUUUGUAGCCCUACCUGACUUGGAUGACUUCAGGGACAAAAUGGUUGAGGCUGAAAUGUCCUCUCAUGGGAUUGUGGUCAAUAGUUUUCAGGAAUUGGAACAAGGGUGUGCUGAGGAGUAUGAGAAGGUUAUGAAUAAGAGGGUUUGGUGCAUUGGUCCUGUCUCCUUGUGUAACAAGGAGAGUUUGGACAAGUUUGAGAGAGGGAACAAACCUUCUAUUGAGGAGAAACAAUGCUUGGAAUGGCUCAACUUGAUGGAACCAAGGUCAGUUAUUUAUGUGUGUCUUGGUAGCUUAUGUAGGCUUGUUCCUUCUCAACUAAUUGAACUUGGGUUGGGCUUGGAAGCAUCAAAUAGACCCUUUAUUUGGGUGGUCAAAACUAUAGGAGAGAACUUUUCUGAGCUAGAAAAGUGGCUGGAAGAUGAAAAAUUUGAGGAAAGGAUCAAGGGAAGGGGUCUUUUGAUUAAGGGAUGGGCACCACAAAUUUUAAUAUUGUCACACUCCGCAAUCGGAGGAUUCUUGACUCACUGUGGCUGGAAUUCAACGAUAGAAAGUGUGUGCUUUGGGGUGCCAAUGAUAACGUGGCCUUUAUUUGCUGAACAAUUUUUGAAUGAAAAAUUUGUUGUUGAGGUUUUGAAGAUUGGUGUUAGAAUAGGUGUUGAGGUCCCGGUGAGGUUUGGUGAUGAAGCCAAAACUGGGGUUUUGGUGAAGAAAAGUAAAAUCGUUGAUGCUGUAGAGAUGACUAUGGAGGGAGGUGAAGAGGGGGAGAAGAGGAGAACAAGAGCAACAGAACUUGGAAACUUUGCUAGAAGGGCUCUAGAGGAGGAAGGUUCGUCACGGUUCAACAUUUCGUGCUUGAUUCAAGAUACAAUGAAACAUUAAUCGACUAUAGGUUAGAGUCACGUAUAUGGAUAUGAUUGAUUUUUUUUUUUUUUUUUUUUUUUUU